UUGUGGAUAAGUAGAAUUUAGAACAAUUAUAUCAAUUUUUAAAAUUAUAAAAGUUGCAGGGAGUCGUACACCUGGAGUUCACCUGGAGUUCCAGAUAAAUAUAAUGUUGAAUAGGGUUGAAAGAAAGCUUUUACUCAUUAAAAAAAAAAAAAAAUACUAUGAACCACGUGUUUUUAACCUUUAAAUUGUUUUUAAAUAAAUAUUUGGAUUUUUGUUAAUACAAAAAAAGAGCAGGACUUAACAAUAUAUUUUUCUGUAUUAAAAAGAUCUCAGGUUCUUAAAAACGUCAACGACAACAUUUUUAGUAUUUACUCAUAAUGAGUGCAAAGAGGAUAUGUAUUGAAAAAGCCAAGCAAAUCUCUGAUGUUGGUGACAAGGAUGAAAAAGUUGUCAUCAACUCACUGGACUACGACUCAUUAGCAAAAAUCAUCAUGUUGCUGCCUAUACCAGAAAGAAUAGACAUGGAAGAAGUUUGUAUCAAAUGGAAAGAGGCAUGUCGACUAGCUUGGUAUAACAUUAAAGAAUACAAAUGUGAAUCGUCAAUUGGACGUUCGUAUGAUAACCGUGUGUUGACACAAUCAUACCUCCAGGAAAUAUUAUUAAGAUGUGGUAUUUAUUUAAAAAAAUUGUCUCUCUCAGAUGUUUGCAAUUCAAAGAUCAUGCCAUUUAUUGGUGAUCAUUGUAAAAAUUUAACAAGCCUUGAAUGUAAAUUCUCCAUCGAUUCUUUAAAUGAUUUUGCUAAUGACUUUGUUCAAUUAACAGAGUUGGAAAAUCUUGAAUGUUUAAUGUUGGAUGUUCUGAUUGAGCUUCAUGAAGAAUCAAUAAUUGCUAUUUCAAACAAUUGUAAAAAACUUAAACGUUUAGAGAUUCCUUAUUGCAAUAUAGUAUCAUCUAUUGAUGGUGAGCCACUUUUAUCUUCAUCUGUUCUUUAUGAGUUAUCAAAAUUACAAUAUCUUGAACAUCUAAGCUUGCGUUAUACAAUAAGCCUGAAAGAUAGUACAAUUAUUGCAAUUGCUAAUAAUUGUAAAAACCUGAGAAGUUUAAAUAUUGAAAGUUGCAAUGCUAUUACUGAAACAGCUCUUGUUGCUUUAACAAACUUGAAAAAUUUACAAAAUCUUAAUCUGUAUUUUACAAAAGGUAGAAUUUUACUUAUCGACAAUGACGAAUUUUUAAGAAAAUUAUAA
This is a messenger RNA of Aphidius gifuensis, 1184 nucleotides long. Its product is annotated as F-box/LRR-repeat protein 3-like. Gene Ontology annotation, cellular component: SCF ubiquitin ligase complex. NCBI's taxonomy places the organism in Eukaryota, Metazoa, Arthropoda, Insecta, Hymenoptera, Braconidae. The record is from RefSeq and is a predicted model, not a curated record. Gene Ontology annotation, biological process: SCF-dependent proteasomal ubiquitin-dependent protein catabolic process. The coding region runs from base 318 to 1184 and encodes 288 amino acids. The transcript is spliced from 4 exons.